AUGUGCGAAUACACUGGUGAUGUAAAAGAUCCCCAGCGCCACUGUGACAUUCAAUUGUCUGAUGCAGAAAUUACUGAAGCCACCAAGAAAUUGCAGAACGCUGAUUCUCCAUUUUGGAAGAAGAAACCACAAGAUAAGCCGGCCAAACCGGCUCGUACCAAAACCACCAGGAGGCCUGCCAAGAAGAAGACCACCGAGUCCGCCGAGUUAAACAUUGAUGAUGACGAUAAUGACAAUGAGUCAGAGGGGAUUUCUCAUUCCUGCUCUGGCGAGUCAACAGGAACGCACAUCCCAACUUUCAAGACUGUGCCUGGGGGCCAGGACAAACCCAGUAAGAAGGCAAAGCUGAAUAAGCCGGUCGACAAAUCCAACCCAUCUGAACCGGAAAAACAACAGCCAAAACCUUCUAACCCAACUGCUGAGGCCAUCCUUGAUGAUCCACCACCACAAGAUCAUGAAGUCUCCAUAGAUCAUAUGGAUAUUGAACCAGCUAUCUCUAAGCCACCAAGCCCAAUUAAGUCUGCUGAAGAGAAGACUGAUGAUGUUGUUGUCACAAGAUUUGGAUUCACAGCCCCGGGUCAACCUACUAUCUUAUCCAAGCACAGCGCUAAGGAAGAAAUUUCUGCUGAAGAUAAAGAGGCUGAAUUGGCUGAAAAAGACUCACGGCUUAAUGAUCUUAAGGCCAACAUCAAAACUCAGCAAUCAGAGACAUCCAAAGCCAAAUCAGAACUGAAAUCUUCUUUAGAGACUAUUGAGCAGCAGAACAAAAUUUCAAUGCGGAAAAAGAUGGCUGGGAAACUGAGAAGGCGUCUCUAUUGA
Molecule: messenger RNA, 819 nt
Organism: Aegilops tauschii subsp. strangulata
Lineage: Eukaryota; Viridiplantae; Streptophyta; Magnoliopsida; Poales; Poaceae
Source: RefSeq, a predicted model, not a curated record